Molecule: messenger RNA, 7386 nt
Organism: Triticum aestivum (bread wheat)
Lineage: Eukaryota; Viridiplantae; Streptophyta; Magnoliopsida; Poales; Poaceae
Product: L-type lectin-domain containing receptor kinase SIT2
Exons: 5
Coding region: 5080-7107 (675 amino acids)
Biological process (GO): protein phosphorylation
Molecular function (GO): carbohydrate binding; ATP binding; protein kinase activity
Source: RefSeq, a predicted model, not a curated record
GCCCAACACAACCACUAAGCCCGAGUGCACGGUGAACUCGUCUCUGCUACUCCCACCACUCCGCUCCAUGUGUGUGUGUGUGGUGUGGCUAGCUAGGUCUUGCCGCCGCCGCCCAAAUGAAAGAGAGCGUGGACGGCGGCCGCCGCCGCCGCCGCAGGCCCCAAACCCACGCGAGUGACGAGGCCGUCGGAGUGACCCGCCGCCAUCCCCAGCUUCACGCGAGCGAGGAGGGAGCCGGAGUGGCUCGCCGCCGCUCCCGUUCCCAGAUCCGCGCGACCAGCGAGGGCGCUGAAGUGAUCUGCCGCCGCGGAGUCUUCCCGGCAGCGCUGGCCUCGCCGAUUGAAGACGACGACCUCCUGAGGGAGAUCCUCCUCCGUCUUCCGCCGCAGCCCUCCUCGCUCGUCCGGGCCUCCGCGGUCUGCAAGCAGUGGCGGUGCGCGGCCACCGACCCCAAGUUCCUCCGCCGCUUCCACCUCCACCACCGGAAGCCGCCCCUCCUCGGCCUCUUCCACCGCCGCAAGGAUGAUAUCGUCUUCACCCCCAUCAUGGACCGACCCGACCGAAUCCCUCCAAGUCGGUUCGACCUGCAUCUCCUGGACAUCGACAGCCACACCAUGUGGAUGGUCGAACUGCUUGAUUGCCGCCACGGCCGCGUCCUUCUCAUGGACACACUGUGGGAUGAGGUCAUCAUGUGCGAACCUAUCACCGGCGAGCAGCGCCGCUUGACCGUUCCGCCAGAGUUCGUAAGGAAUCGCUUCACCGGGGCUGUGCUCUGUGCUGCCAUCGACCAUGACCACGUGCACGGAAGCUGCCACUUGAGCCCAUUCAACGUGGUGUUGAUCUCCGCUCUCGGAGGGAAUAAUCAACCUAUCGCGUGUGUUUACUCCUCGGAGACUGGUGAAUGGGGUGAUAUCAUUCCAUCAUCCGUUUCAUUUGAGCUUUUUUAUGACCAUACCCCUGGGUUGCUUGUUGGUAAUGCCCUUUACUGGUUGUUGGAUUCUAUAGGCCAUGAUAUACUUAAGUUUGAUUUGGAUAAGCAGAGCCUAGCUGUGAUUAGGGGGCCUCCUCUUACAAAUGAUUUUCGCCAUGGUAGUCAUUGCAUCAUCCAGGCUGGGGAUUGCGCCAUUGGGUUCGCCAUAUUGUCUUACCCUCACUUGCAAAUGUGGCAGAGGAAUAUCAAUUUUCAUGGUGUUGCCACAUGGGUGCUAUGGAAAACAAUUGACAUGCGUAUGAUUAUUGGGCUCCCUAAACAGAUUCAAGGAAAGAGGACACUUAUGAGACGUAUAUUGGGAUACCUUGAGGAUAGUGAUGAAAUACUUCUAUCUGUGGGCCGUGGUGCCUAUAAGGUUCAACUUAAGUCGAAGAAGUCUAAAAAACUUUGUGAAAACAGUUAUUUAACUCGCUAUCAUUCUUUCAACAGUUUCUAUCCUCCAGGAACAUCCAUUGCUGGCGGAUGUGAUGGAAAUGAUGCAUGCUACACAAGGUGAUUGUCUGGUUUGAUGUUCUAAUGUGCUAAAAUGGUAACAGGUGAAGAAGGGCUGCUGCAGAUGUUAGUUCUCACUGAGUUUGUGCAUUCCAUCAAUGUUGUCAGCAGUGUUUAUGUGUUAUCUAAAACAACUUACCGUGUCUUAGUCUAGCCAAGUCUCUAAUGCAGCAAGAUGCUUUUGAAUACCUGAUCCAGGGAAUUCAGCUUACUAGUAUUAUAUCAAGUCUCGGAUUUCGUCGUCUCUUGUUCUUGUUUGGUGUUUGUGCUUGGCAGCUCGUCUAUUGAGCCAUGAUAGUUUCAGUCCUGUGUAUCACCAAAUCUUGUUUGUUUGAGUGUGCUUGUUAGCUGCGGUUUGAAAAGCAUGUCUACUGUCUUGUCUUGAAAGUGAGUUUUGCUUUGCUGCUGCUUGUCCAACAUUACUUACCUUGUAAUGGUUCAUUUGAGCCAGAGCACUCAUCACUGACUCAGCUAUUUGGUGCUGAAGAUACUCGAAAUCGCAGGAACUGGACAGCUGAAACUGCUGCGAGUAGCUUCCUUGUUGGCAAGUGGAAUUAAACCUGUAGGUGUGUGCUUUUACAGUUUGAUUGAGAAACUCAUAUUUUCCUGUAGAUUGGGAAGGAUGUCGAGUACCUCCUGGUGGCAAAGCUUUCUGCAGCAGUUUAGUAUUGUUCCCAAAUUGUUCAGAUCCGAAGUGUGUAAUGGAGAAAGGAAAUGGUUGAUAAAACCAAGAGGCACAGACAGAGAUGUGCUGCAUCAGAGUACUUCUCUAGAUUGGUGCGCUGGAAAUGUUCAACGAUCUAUGAUCGACUGCAUUGAUCAAAAAGAAGAGAAAAAAAAACAGGUUUGAGCAUAAACAGAAGCAUGUCUGCCUGUCGUUGAAGAAACCAUGUGCACUGCAACGAUCAACCUGCCUUUUGUUUGAAGUACACUGCUGUUUUGUUUGAGGUACACUGCUGCAUGCACUAGUCUUUUGCAUGGGCCAUAAACCAGAUGCCUCCUACUCGCGGUUUCUAACACAAGCAUGCCAUAGCUGUAACCAUCUGACUAGUGUGAUAUUGUUCCAAAGUUCAGAGAACAUAGUGCUGGAUCUUGGGCUGCAAUGCAAUGCAGCCCACCCUUCCUGUAGCUGCAGUCAGUGAUUAUGAUGAUGCUUUCAUCCCUUGCACACAGCUUUGCAAGCGCAAAUUCCUAAAUAUGCUGAUUGGAAGAAUUAUAGCAAAGCCCUCUAGCUGUCAAAUGGAACAAACAAAGGGCUUCAUUUGUUUAGCAUUUUACAUUUGGCUGUCAACCGAAAAAAUAUAUAUCAUAUUUAUUUAGCUUUUAAAAUUUUAAUAAUGGUUUGAAAGCCAUAUUGUUCCAUCUUUUGAGGGAACCGAUCCAUCUUCCAAAACUUAAGAAUUUGAUUCAUUUGGCACUAGCCCCUCUGCCCUCUGGACACUAUUGUACAACCGAUCUCUCUCAUUGUGCAGGAAAAAUUGUUCAAAAAACUAUGAGUUUGAGCACUCUUCACAAAGUGAGUCAUUCUGCUGAAACAUAAGCUGUAUUACUGCAUAAAUGUGUGCAUAGUCUAUUUUUGCCCUCUUCUACAGAAAAGGAAAUUCAGUUAGAUCUGCAUGAUGGCCACUCCAGAUAAAAUUGGAGUAUUAUGUAGGAACUGUGAAGCAACAAAGGAUGUUCAUGCCUUUCCGAACCUAGUGGAUUAUUGAUAGUAAAAAUUGCAUUUGUUGAUACUAAACAUUUGGGGGUUGUUUGGAUAGCGAAUAUUAGCGAUGGAUUUGUACAGAACGAGUUUGUAGCUGGUUUUUAGCAAAACCAGUUUUACCCCUUUUUUAUGGAAUGAUCAGUUUAAAGAAAAUCAUGUUUGGGGUUAGGAAAGUGCAAAUCUAGUUCUUCCUGUUCCAUGUUUGGUUACGGACGGGGCCUAUUCCAUUGCCUCGUAAUAUUCUCUGCACUUUUUUUCUUUUCGUCCUUUGAUUGACAAUUCCCAAGGCACAGCUGUCAAUUCCUUGUCGCCGAUGCAUCAUGCAGCCACCCCAACUCGGCGGAUCGCUCCCCAUGUCUACUGCUCGCCUCCCAUCAGGCCUCCAUGAUUCGGCACGCAGACGCCAAAGCUUCCUCUCAACGCGACUACCUACCGCCAUUCUUUGGUCUUCCUACGAGCUCUGCCCGACGAGACGAGGUCGGCCUGCAGGCGUGUAGCCCCUCGACACCGGCAGCGGAGAGUUCAUGCGAGUGCUUGAUGCGGUUGGCGGUGACGCCCUCGGCGGUAAGCCACACGGCGGAGCUAGUGUUGUGGCUGGAGGUCGGCGAAUCACAGGAACGCCAUAUCGGCAUGCUUUCCACGCAGUCGUGACAAGGAGGACAGGGAGGACGAGCGUGAGGAGAAACGAACGAAGAAGAGAAACUGUAUGGGAUCGGGUAUAUGUAAAUCGCGUUUUUGGAAAAACGACUAAUACUCGUUUUUCUAUAAACACAAAAUUCUGGGUUUUACGAGAACUGAGUUUCCUAUAACCACGGUUUGUUACAGCGGCCAAACAAGGUUUUAUCCUUUUACUGCUUAUCCAAACUUGGUGUUUAGUAGAUUGCACUUGUUGCUAAUAAGCACUUGUUUUGCUUUCAUAUGGCGCAUUUCUCUGCUUUCUUCGCAUGAUUUGGUGUUUAGUAGAAACAUGCUAUUAAUUUCAACAACGAUAGCUAGAAACAGAUUUGUGUUGAAGGGAGAAAUAAAAUUGAGUUAUUCAUCUGUUGUAGGGACUCAGCAGCUGCUUGGAAUCUGCUCAAGACCUGGACAUUUUACUGACGAAAAUGCCUUGUUCACCAUGGUUCUGUGGUUCCCGUGCAACAGAGAAGGAUGGCCAGAGCCUCGUUAAUAUCUCUGGAGUACGGAAGCAGCAGCAUUGAGUCUACAAUUGACUCUGGAUAUCGACAUGCACUGAACUACUCCACUGGCGUCACCAUCGACUUAGGUUAGCAGUUCAAGGCCAAAACGACCAGUUCAUGGCCAGGGACAAACAAAGAAUUUAUGAUUUCCAUGACCACAGUCUCUUGACUAGCCUAUCAUGCCGUGAUCUGUAGGGCACCAAUAUCUCAUUCACUGUAACCUAUCCUUGUGUUCUACAUGCAGCCAACAAAGGUGGCCAAAGCCUCGUUGUCUCGGUGCCGUGGCCAAUGUGGAAAGAAUAUAAUCCACACAUCUUAGUUUCCCUAGAGUACAUCCGAAAGCAGCAACUUGUAUUGGUCAUGAUCUAGACCUGUAGAAUCGAGGCCACUUUGGAAGAACUUGUAACCGAAUCGGCCAAAGAGGCUCGUGGCUCAGACGAUUGACUCACAUAUUACGCCGCAAGGAGCUGGUCAUUAAACCGGAUACUAGUCUACAGCUCCAGUAAGGACGAUCGAUCGUCAGUGGACAGUAGGACUCAUUCAAACUGACAUCGACAUGUACUGAAAGUAGCGGCGAAGACUACAGAUCAUUGACCCCGGUUGGCAGUUCAUGGCCAUGAGUAGUAGUAAUAGUUGCCUUACUCCUCCCACCAUACCCACACAACCAAAGGGGCAGAGAAAGAAGCUCCACUCAGAAAUCCAGCAAAUCACCCAUGCCAGGUCUGAUCUGGUUGUGUGUGCUCUUGAUCGUCUCUUUCCAUGAUGAUGGUGUUGCUGUUGCUGGCGUCGGGGAGUUCAUCUACAAUGGGUUCGCCGGCAGCAACCUCUGCCUCAACGGUGCAGCUUCCGUAACACGGGAGGGCGUCCUUACUCUCACGUCGAACAACUUCAACAUCCAGGGGCACGGCUUCUUUCCUGAAGCUGUUCCCCUGAUCGGUCCCCAUGGGAAGUCCAUGAGCUUCUCGACCACUUUCGUGUUCGCCAUCACGCCAUACCACUCUGGUCGUUCCGGCGAUGGGUUGGCAUUUGUUAUCUGCGCCGCCCCAGAUUUGUCCACUGCACUCCCGGGGCCAUACUUGGGCCUCGUCGAUCCAUACAACAAGUUCCCAGCUACAAACCCGUUCUUCGCCAUAGAGCUUGACACCGCCAAAGACCUAGAGUUCGAAGAUAUAGACAAUAACCAUGUCGCGGUUGAUCUCAAUAGCCUCAAGUCUGCCAGCUCUAGCACCGCGGGCUACUACAUCGACAUCGACGAUGACACGGAGGGUUAUGCUACUGAGGCAAGCUUCAAGGCGUUGAGGCUUUCUAAUGGAAAUCCGAUGCAGGUAUGGGUGGACUAUAACAGCUACAACGGCCAACUCGAUGUCGCGCUUGCUCCUGUCCCCAUGUCUAAGCCCAGUCUGCCGCUUUUGUCUUACUCCGGCUACUCUGUCAACCUUGCCAAGUUUUUGGGGUUUAACGACACAGUUCAUGUUGGCUUCUCCGCCGCGACGGGUGAUGAGCAUGGCGGCACUCAUCAGAUUCUUGGAUGGAGCUUCAGCAUGAGUGGACCGGCGAAACCACUUGACUACUCGUUGCUGCCACUAAAGCAAGAGAAGGAUUUCAAGAAAAAACUCAUCAAAUGGCUGCUUGCAUCUUCGUUCAUCAUACUGCUUGCAGGUAUAAUAAUAGCCUGUCUUCUUAUUCGACGGUGGCGCAAGACCAGACAUGAAGAGAGGACGGAUCAAGACUGGGAGGCUGAGCUCGGCCCCCGCCGCUUCGCAUACAAGGACCUCCGCAGGGCAACCCAUGGCUUCCAUGAAAUGCAGCUUCUCGGGAAAGGCGGCUUUGGGCAAGUCUAUAGAGGAGUCCUUGCCUCCUCAGGCAUAGACAUCGCGGUGAAGCGGGUCUCCUCAGAUUCAAGGCAGGGGCUGACAGAAUUCACGGCGGAGAUCAUCAUCCUUGGCCGCAUACGGCACCGGAACCUUGUCCGCCUGGUCGGCUAUUGCCGGCACAAGGACGAGCUUCUCCUGGUCUACGAGUACAUGCCCAAUGGCAGUCUGGAUAGCUACCUGCACGCCCAGACUAGCAGCCACGUGACGCUCUGCUGGCCUCAGAGGCUUCACAUCAUCAAAGGUGUCGCAUCCGGGCUUCUGUACCUCCACGAGGACUGGGAGCAGGUUGUCUUACACCGCGACAUCAAGGCCAGCAACAUCCUCCUUGACGGGGAGAUGAACGGCCGGCUGGGCGACUUCGGCCUUGCAAGGCUGCACGACCAUGGUGCUGACGCGCACACCACACAUGUGGCCGGCACAAGGGGCUACCUCGCCCCUGAAUUAACGAGGUUUGGCAAGGCGACCAAGGCCACUGAUGUGUACGCUUUCGGUGCUUUCAUUCUGGAAGUGACCUGCGGGAGGCGGCCGGUGGGGCUCAACGUCCGUGGCGAGCUUCUGGUGCUCGUCCAGUGGGUGAGAAACACGUGGGCGAGCUGCUCUGGCUUGAUUGUUGACACUGUGGAUCCGAGGCUGGAUGACUUCGUUACCAACGAGGCGGAGCUGGUGCUCAAGCUAGGGCUGUUGUGCUCGCACCCCUUACCUGCGGCGAGGCCCGGAAUGCGCCUCGUUAUGCACUACCUCGACGGGGACUUGCCUUUGCCUGAGUUCUCUCCCGGAUAUCUCAACAUUACAGAUGUCGAUCAGGUUCUUGACGAAGUGCCUCCCUCGGUGUCGAACACCAUUACAGGCCUGUCGGGUGGCAGAUGAAAUAUUUAGGCCGGCCAAGAAAAUGCUGGCGAAUCAAUGUAUCUGCUUGUGAUAUCCCCAGCGUCAGUAGAGCGCUUCCCAAUCUUGAGGAGUGACCUAGCAGUAAAUUAUAUUGUAGCCGCAAGUUACAGCACUAUACCGUAUGACCUGCACACAUUUUUUUUCUUUUUUUUGAGAAAAGGACCUGCACACAUUUGACAAAAAAAAAUCAUCAGUCAAAGGCUUGCACACACAUAGAGUUGAAAAGAAACCAAACAAGUGAUUGAAUAGGUCCCAAAA